UUCGGCGCGCUCCCCCCGAGCACGAUGCCGCGCAGGAAUGUGAAAGGCGCGCGCCCGCCGCCAUUUUCUCUCUUUCUUGGCAGACAGCGGCAGCGGCCGGAGCGGCGCCGGGGAGGCCAUGGCGGACUAUUCCACGGUGCCCCCUCCUGCCGCGGGCGCGCCCGGGGGAGGUGGCGGCGGGGCUGGAGGAGUGAACGAUGCCUUUAAAGACGCGCUGCAGAGGGCUAGGCAGAUUGCAGCGAAAAUUGGAGGAGAUGCUGGCACAGCAAUGAAUUCUAACGACUACGGUUAUGGAGGGCAGAAAAGACCUCUUGAGGAUGGAGAUCAACCAGAUGCUAAGAAAGUUGCUCCCCAGAAUGACUCUUUUGGAAAUCAGCUACCACCGAUGCAUCAGCAGCAAAGGUCUGUGAUGACAGAGGAGUACAAAGUUCCAGAUGGGAUGGUUGGCUUCAUAAUUGGCAGAGGUGGAGAGCAGAUCUCACGCAUACAGCAAGAGUCUGGCUGUAAAAUACAGAUUGCACCUGAUAGUGGAGGCCUGCCUGAAAGAUCAUGUAUGCUAACUGGGACGCCAGAGUCUGUUCAAUCAGCAAAAAGAUUGCUUGAUCAGAUAGUUGAAAAGGGAAGACCUGCACCUGGAUUUCAUCAUGGUGAUGGACCUGGAAAUGCAGUCCAAGAAAUUAUGAUUCCAGCAAGUAAAGCAGGAUUAGUUAUUGGGAAAGGCGGAGAGACAAUUAAACAAUUACAGGAGCGGGCAGGUGUCAAAAUGGUCAUGAUUCAAGAUGGUCCACAGAACACUGGUGCAGACAAGCCCCUUAGGAUAACUGGAGACCCUUAUAAAGUUCAGCAAGCCAAGGAAAUGGUGCUGGAGUUAAUUCGUGAUCAAGGUGGCUUUAGAGAGGUGCGCAACGAAUAUGGGUCAAGAAUAGGAGGAAAUGAAGGGAUAGACGUUCCAAUACCACGAUUUGCUGUAGGUAUUGUAAUUGGAAGAAAUGGAGAGAUGAUAAAAAAGAUCCAGAAUGAUGCUGGUGUUAGGAUCCAGUUCAAGCCAGAUGAUGGAACAACUCCAGAUAGAAUAGCCCAGAUCACAGGGCCUCCUGACAGAUGUCAGCAUGCUGCAGAAAUUAUUACAGAUCUCCUUCGCAGUGUUCAGGCUGGUAACCCUGGUGGACCAGGACCUGGUGGUCGAGGAAGGGGUAGAGGCCAAGGCAACUGGAACAUGGGGCCUCCUGGUGGAUUACAGGAGUUCAAUUUUAUUGUCCCUACUGGCAAAACUGGAUUAAUCAUUGGAAAAGGUGGUGAAACUAUUAAAAGUAUAAGCCAGCAGUCUGGUGCUAGAAUAGAACUUCAGAGAAAUCCUCCACCUAAUGCGGAUCCAAACAUGAAGAUGUUUACUAUCCGUGGAACACCCCAGCAAAUAGAUUAUGCACGACAGCUUAUAGAAGAAAAGAUUGGAGGUCCAGUGAAUCCAUUGGGUCCACCUGUUCCCCAUGGUCCCCAUGGUGUUGUUCCUGGCCCACAUGGACCUCCUGGGCCACCAGGUCCUGGUGCUCCCAUGGGACCAUAUAAUCCAGCUCCUUAUAACCCAGGCCCUCCUGGUCCUGCACCUCAUGGUCCUCCAGCUCCAUAUGCUCCACAGGGAUGGGGAAAUGCUUAUCCACACUGGCAGCCACCUAACCCACCAGACCCAGGUAAGCCAGGAACAGAUCCCAAUUCAGCAGCGUGGGCAGCUUAUUAUGCUCACUAUUAUCAGCAGCAAGCACAGCCACCACCUGCAGCCCCUCCUGGUGGACCAGCUACAACCCAAACCAAUGGACAAGGAGAUCAGCCAAAUCCAGCACCAGCAGGGCAGGUUGACUAUACCAAGGCCUGGGAGGAGUACUACAAAAAAAUGGGUCAAGCUGUUCCUGCCCCCGCUGGGGCUCCUCCGGGCGGGCAGCCAGACUACAGCGCAGCGUGGGCUGAGUACUACAGGCAGCAGGCAGCGUACUACGCUCAGACCAGUCCACAGGGAAUGCCACAGCAUCCUCCAGCACCACAGGUUUGAUCCAGCCAGUAUAGAACUAGCUCUAUAGGGGUGAGGAGGACUGUGCUGUGUAUCAUCCUUGAUUGUUCCUUCAAGGAGCAUUGCACUGUAAGUACAUCAGAAUGACAAAUUGAUGAACUGCAACAGUAUCUUUUUGUCAAUGUUCCACAUAAUGCAAAUGCUGUACUUGUUGAUAUUAUGUUGGAAUACAGUGCUGGUAUCUUAGGAAAUCAUAAUUGCUUCUUAAUUCAGAAACAUAGGUUUGCUUAUAUAUAUACAUACACAUAAUCUGAGUUUUGUGGGUAAGUAUUUCUGAAACUUUUAGCAAUAGCUAAAGAAAAUCAUGUUUCUGUUUAUCUAAGAGUUUCUUUCAUUAGUACUCAUGAGACAGCUGUCAUUCAGUGUUUUACAGUAUGCAUAUCAUAACAUUGAAGUCUUUGGAACCACUUGUUAGACAGAGUUGUCUUUGUCUCCAGAUAGUUUGCGGAUAUGUAGUGAUAGUAGGUAUGUUUUAAUUCUAUAACUGUUAAUUGCUUUAAUUUUUGGAACACCAUGUUGUUGCUUUGAGAAUAAAUUUUUUUAGGGUGGCUGCACAGAGAAGUAAAAGUUAAGGCUUGAAAACUGAAGUAGUUUUUUCAGGUAAUCAGCAAUGUAUGCAUUGUGCUGUAGAAAUAGAAGGAAUUAUUUUUAUCCUUUUAAAGUUAGGAAUUUGCUGGUAGCUUGAAGAAGGCUAGGACAGUAUUUGCUAUCUUUAGUGUAGGGUAUUAAGUUUAAUAGUUCAGGUAUUUUGCAUGGUAUUUUGUAGAUAACCUUACAGAAUGGUGCAUUUAUUAUGUACUAAAGUGAGCAAAAUUAAAUUCACUGGAUUCUUUAUCAUUCGCAAAAUGGAGGCUGUUGAUUUUGAUUCAUUUAAGGUAUAAAAUCUUUAUUAAUUGCAAACAGUGCAAUUAUUUAUACUUCACAGUGCCUUCCCAGACCUUCCACCUUAGGUUCUGCUGCAAAAAAGCAACAGGUAAGCACAACCUAAGGAAGUAUAUAAAUUAAUAUAUUUCAGUACAUUAAUGUUGUCCCUGUGAGAUCUUUGUGGUUGUGUAUUGAAAAGCAAUCUGCUGCUUCCCCAAAUGCAUUGUUACUCACGGUUCCAUUUGAGUGGAAAAUCUUAAGUUUUUAAACAACUGUUUAUAUUUCUAGGUCAGUAUGUAUUUUUUUUCUUUUUUCUUUUUUCUUUUUUUUUUUAGAAAAGAUUAUUAGAUUGCAGUAAUUGAACUUGAUCAGAAUAACUAAUUUUUGUUAUUUUACCCAAAUAGAUAAUUGUUGCAAUUAAAGAAUCAAAACCUUUAAAAUGUGCAGGAAUUGCUUUGGUUAGAAAUGUCAACAGCCUUCACAAAUGUUUUUUUUUAUAAUAGGGCACUAUUCCCACUUAAUCCGUAAGACCUAAAUGUAAAGAAUGACUUCUUGUUGUUAUCACUGAACUUGAUAACUUGUCUAACAGUUAUAGUGUGUUAGUGGAGUUUGCUUAUUCAUACUUGACAUGGUAGGAAAAGAGAUUUUGGAGUUUGAGAUGAGUAUGUUUUAACUGAAAAAGCAUGAGCACCAGUUAACAGUACAGCAAAUAAUAUUUUAUUGCUAUAGCAGUCAGUGUAUGCUGUUUCUUGAUAUUUUUAACUGAAUUGCUGAAUAUUUUGAUAGUAUAAAAUGUUAAAUGUCUUACAGAUGGUCUGGUACAGGUUUUUAUUCUGAGCUUUUGUUGUUGGUUUUUUUAGUUUAACAUAAAGCAGCAUCUGUUUGGUUUUUUGUUCAUUAUUCUGGUUCUAAAAUGUGCUGCUCCUCUUUCAAAAGUCCUGCUUAUCUGUACAUCAAAGAAAAAUAUUCAAAAAUACUGCCUUCAUUUUCACACACAGUGCUGAAGAUGCUGCAAGCACCAAAUCAUAGCUCAUAGAAUCAGGUCCUGAGAUAGUUACUACCAGUAAAGAGGAAUCCUUUGAGUGUAUGCCAUUGGUGAGCCGAUGAGCAUGGACCAUAGAAGGGCUCCAUGUAGAAGGUAAAAUUGGCAAAAGCAUAACAGAUUUGAAAUGUAUCCCAUACAUAAUGAUAUAGGGUAUAAUUUUUGUUUUGAUCAUUUUUCAUUCUUUAAAGUAUUCUUUGUUUGACCAUUAAUGUUCCAUAAUCUGUUAAAGUUUUUUAAACUGUGAUUUAAUAAUAUAAACCAUCUAUUUUACUUUAUAUUCUUCUAAACAGUCAAGCUAAUUUUUGAACUGAAUUAAUAGUUGUGCUUCAGUUUCUCAAGCCGCUUAGUAUUUCAUCUGUAGCUUAACAUGUAACUUCAUUUUUGACAUGAGAAGAGGGUAGGUGUGUACCAUUUGGAUUUUGAUACUGUGGAUUUAGUGUGGGGGUGAGUCAUUUGUUCACUUCCUUUUUACAUGGUACUUUUUCCUUCAACUGUUACUCCUGCAAUAUCUUGAACAGUCUUUCAGUUGCUAAUUUAGCCUGUGGGAGGAGAUAGAGAAGAAAAGCCAGUGUACUGGGAUGUUGCUAGUGUGUGGAAGGUGAGAUGUUCUUCUGUGUAGCAUUUGAGGUGUAUUGGCUUCCAGCUUUCUCACUGCAGGGCUUACAGGCAUGCUGGUUUGUGCAGAGCAUAGUGUUCCUUUUCUUUUUCAACUCUUGUCUCCAAACUCAGAGUUCCUGGGACAACAGUAGGUUAUUGGAGUUAACUGCAGUAGCCAAAAAGAUAACUGAACUUGCUUAGAAAUGCAGUGAACUUGUCCAAAAGGUGUCUUGAAAUGUUUCUUGCUUACCCCACCCAUCACCGUUUAGUGUCCCACAGUGAAUGUGAAGAGUAAGAAAAGUUUUAAAAGCAAGCAUAAUGUUCCAAAUAGGAAAAGAAAUUUCAUCUCGCUUUCUGCAGCCUAUCCUUUAUUAGGACAUGGAAUGAAAUACCAGGUGGAUACUCUUUAGUGUGGAUUAAUUAGAAGUCAUCUGUUUCACUCAUCAGGCAGACAGGAUCGCGAUUCACUUGCACAGCCUAUCUUGAAGUAUUUCAUCUUUAUACUAGUGAUAUUUAUUGGAUAGUAGAAACUGUUUCUCCCCAUUUCUUUUCCAGAGUAAUUCUUAAGUUUUCCAUUGCAUGCUAAAAGCUUUUCCAUUUUGCUUUUUUCCAGAAGUGGGGGGAGGAAGGGAGGACUGGGCUUUUCAGAAAGCAUACAAUUGACAGGAUUCCCUCUUCCCUAGUAAUAGCUUAUGAAACUCUUGUGUAUGCACAAAUAUUUCUCUUGCGUGCAUGUGAAAUGCCUUUUCGUCCUGAGAAAAGUGUUCUCUGCAGAAACUACCCGUGUGUAAACAGAAGAUUGGCUUUAAAAGGCAACUGUGAUGGGAACAGUGUCUUAGGGAGAUGCAGCUUGGACUUGAGGUAAAUUGAAUGCUUUACAAAAAUGUGGUUUUGAGCUUGCAUUGACUUUGUAUGUAAUAUGGGUACACAUUAACUGUAUAAUGGUUUUUGUAUGGUUUUUCUCAAUAAAUGUAAACUGAUGAAUAAUAA
This is a messenger RNA of Motacilla alba alba, 5558 nucleotides long. RefSeq names its product far upstream element binding protein 1 (gene FUBP1). Bases 119 to 2044 code for a protein of 641 amino acids. Gene Ontology annotation, biological process: regulation of DNA-templated transcription. Gene Ontology annotation, cellular component: nucleus; cytoplasm. The record is from RefSeq and is a predicted model, not a curated record. Lineage: Eukaryota; Metazoa; Chordata; Aves; Passeriformes; Motacillidae. Gene Ontology annotation, molecular function: mRNA binding. The transcript is spliced from 20 exons.